Molecule: messenger RNA, 2409 nt
Organism: Aureobasidium subglaciale EXF-2481
Lineage: Eukaryota; Fungi; Ascomycota; Dothideomycetes; Dothideales; Saccotheciaceae
Exons: 3
Coding region: 1-2409 (802 amino acids)
Biological process (GO): chloride transport; transmembrane transport
Cellular component (GO): membrane; early endosome; Golgi apparatus
Molecular function (GO): voltage-gated chloride channel activity
Source: RefSeq, a predicted model, not a curated record
AUGCUAACGCAUUUUAUAGAAGACGACCACCAAAACCUGACCGAUUCUAUAUACCGUGAUGACCGCGUGUGGUACGACCAGUACACGAGUACCGACUGGGUUCAAGACAGCAUAAGCGACGCCUUCCGCUUGAAAGAGUUGCGUAGCCGUAAAGGCUUCAGGGGCAGAGCAGAGGCUCUGUUUGAUUCCGCUCAAGGAUGGAUACUGGUUGCUGUCAUCGGAUGUGUUACCGCAGGUAUUGCAUAUAUUGUCGACGUCUCGGAAUCUGUUAUAUUCGACCUGAAAAGUGGCUAUUGUUCUCACACAUGGUACUACGGAAAGAGAAGUUGUUGUGGAGGCGCCAAUACUUGCGAUGCAUGGUCUCGUUGGUCAUUGCGUCUGACGCCUGGUCCUGAGGAGAACGGAUGGUUUGACUAUGCUGCUUUUGUCGUGUGGGUGAUAGCUCUAUCUCUAGCAGCUUGUCUAGUCACCCUGCAGACAAAGACUGCCAUCAGUUCACCCGUCACUCUGUCCACGCUGGAUGAGAACCUUGCCGCGCAUCCACCAGCUACUGCUGAGGCAAGGAAAGAUAGUGACGGCAGUCCCAUGGGUCGCUUUGCAAAGGCCGCUCAACGUCCUCCGAUGAUCUACUACCCGGCGGCUGGAAGUGGUGUAGCUGAAGUCAAGGUCAUUCUCAGCGGUUUCAUUAUUCGCGGUUAUCUCGGUCUACGAACUCUACUCUUCAAGACCUUGGGCUUGAUUCUGAGUGUUGCUUCGGGCCUCUCAAUCGGCAAAGAGGGCCCCUUUGUUCAUAUUGCGACCUGUGUCGGCAAUGUGGCUUGCCGAAUGUUCGAAAAGUAUCAUGUCAACGAUGCGAAAAGGCGAGAGAUUCUAAGUGCCAGCGCGGCAAGUGGUGUUGCUGUUGCGUUUGGCUCUCCUAUCGGAGGUGUUUUGUUCAGCUUGGAAGAAGUCAGCUACUACUUCCCUCCGAAGACCUUGUUCCGAACAUUUUUCUGCUGCAUUGCCGCAGCACUAUCUCUAAAGUUCCUCAAUCCUUAUGGAACCAACAAGAUCGUUCUUUUCGAAGUCCGAUACCUCCAAGAUUGGCAGUUCUUCGAGAUGGCCAUUUUCAUUCUCUUGGGUGUCUUGGGUGGCACACUAGGAGCACUUUUCAUCAAGGCAUCUCGCCUGUGGGCCACAACUUUCAGACGCAUCCCAACUAUCAAGAAAUAUCCUGUACUUGAAGUCUUCUUGGUUGCUUUGGUUACUGGACUUGUCAGCUUCUGGAACAGAUACACUAGGAUCCCGGUUUCGGAGCUGUUGUUUGAGUUGGCUAGUCCCUGCAGUUCCUUCAGCUCUUCUGGACAUGGCCUUUGUCCUACUGAGGAGAACAUUCCCAAUGUUAUUGGCUACCUUUGCAUUGCAUUCUUCAUCAAGUCCGCACUCACGAUCGUAACAUUCGGGAUCAAACUACCUGCUGGUAUCUACGUGCCAUCUAUGGUGGUUGGUGGCCUGCUUGGCCGUAUCGUCGGCCAUACAGUACAGUUAAUCACGCUCAAGUACCCUGAACUGGAAAUCUUUGGAAAUUGUCCCGCGAACGGCAACCCUGAAUCGUGUGUGGUGCCGGGUGUGUAUGCGCUCGUAGCAGCUGGUGCGACCAUGACUGGCGUCACCAGACUUUCUGUCACUUUGGCAGUCAUCCUGUUUGAGUUGACCGGCUCGCUGGAGCACGUUCUUCCUUUCUCCAUCGGUGUUCUGGUGUCUAAAUGGACAGCUGACGCGCUCGAGCCACUAAGCAUCUACGAUCUGCUCACAGACAUGAACCAUUACCCAUAUCUCGACGCAAAAUCUCAUCCUCCAUUCCUCGGUGACUUGGGUGACAUAACCCACGCGCCCAACCCAAAGCGUCUGAUCGACAUUUCAUCUUCACCUUUUGUACACUCUCACCAGCUUCGCAGCAAACUAGAGUAUAUGCACAUGGCCGGCGAACUCGAUGGCGGUCUCCCUAUAAUCAAGCACGGCAUCCUCGUGGGUAUAAUCCCAGGCCCAGAUCUCGAAUUCGCUCUCGACCAUCUCGGUGAAGAUGAACACGAUGCCAUGUGCUACCUCGGCCGCCCUGCAUCUCGUUUCCCUUCCUCCUCUGACGCUUCGUCACCCUCGGAUUCUAUGCACAUCCUCGAGUCUUCUGAUGCGGAAAUCGGCCGUGGGUUACGAGAUGGCGAGCUAGACUUUAGCAGCUGUGUAGAUCCCUCCCCCAUGGCCUUGGAUAUAAAGUCCCCCCUGGAGCUGGUGUUUGAGUGUUUUUCGAAAUUGGGACUUAGGUAUUUGUGUGUGGUUGAUGGGGGUAAAUUCGCAGGGUUGGUGCAUAAAAAGGCGUUUGUACGUUAUGUCAAGGAAUUGGAGCAUAAGGAGAGGAAAGGGGAGCAUUGA